AUGUUAUAAAGGCCAAAUGAAAAACUGCAAUAAAAAGUUUCAUUAUAUAAGGACAAGAUAAGAAGUUAAUUGAAAAAAAAGAUAGUUAUAAUCAAAGAUCAAAUGAAGCUGAGACAUUCCAAUAGUGAUUGUAACUUAUAUGAUUAAUAUGUCAAAUAGUACAAUUGGACACACCAUUCUAAAAGUAAUCGAAUAUCGCUGCUGACUUUUCUGACAAUUAUGAAUUGGGAGAGAAAUUAGGUGAAGGAGCACAUGCAAUUGUUCAUAAAGCAAUACGAAAAUGCGAUAAUUAAGAGUUUGCUGUAAAAAUAUUUCGAUCCAGCGACCCUGAAAUAGUUGCCUCCAUAAGAAAAACAUACUAGAUUGGAUCUAUGCUUCAACACCCUAAUUUAAUUAAAGUGAAAGAACUAUAUAUAAAUUAAUAAAAUGGAUAUUCGUAUUAAGUUAUGGAAUUAUGCCAAUACCCAAAUUUAGAAAGUUAGAUAAACAGCUUGAAUCUUAAUGAAAUAAAGACAGUUAUGCGGUAAAUUAUUAAUUUAAGUAACAAUAGUGAAUUACUGAAUGGGAUACUCUACAUGCACAAAUAGAAGAUUUGUCAUAGAGACAUUAAACCUGAUAACAUCCUUUUUGACGGAUAGAAUGUAAAACUCCUAGACUUUGGAGUCAGCAAGAAAUUCUACGUGAAAUAACAUCACAUUGACAUGUGGACACCCACAGGCACUUAGUUUUAUUGUGCACCUGAAAUAUAUACAAAGGUUAGUUACACUUACAAAGUAGAUAUGUGGUCGGUUGGAGUAUUUAUUUAUAUUUAGCAUUAUAGGUAAUUCUCUAUUAACUUUUAACAAAAGAGUUGCCAUUUUAAGAUGAGACUGCUCACGGAACCAUUGAAUUAAUAUGUAAAGCAUAGUUCAAAGAUCAUCCUGCCUUAGAUAAAAUUAGCAAAGAUCUCCUAAGUAGAUUGCUACAGAUUGACCCCAAAAAAAGAUUCAAUGCAGAUGAUGCAUUAAAACAUCUCUGGUUUCAAAAUAAAGAAAUAAAACAAUAAUGUAUGGAUGACAUGAUUGUACAUGAUGGCCUAGUUAAUAAUUCCUCAUUAAUUAUCUAACUUAGCUAAUCAUAAAAUAGGAAUACUUAUGUAAAUAAUUUUGAAACUAAAGUUGAAGCAUUUAUGCCUACAAUACAUGUCAAAUAAUCUUCAUUUAGAGAUUAAUCAUGAUAUAC
This is a messenger RNA of Paramecium octaurelia, 1221 nucleotides long. The record is from the annotation of a GenBank genome assembly. Lineage: Eukaryota; Ciliophora; Oligohymenophorea; Peniculida; Parameciidae.